UUGCCACGAUAAUGCACUACUCUUUGUUUUAUUGCUGAAAUAGCAGAGAGUACAUGACAGUGUCUCAUUACUAACAGCAGAUAUUUUGAACAUUGUUGCAGAGCACCAAGAAGACAGAGGUAUGUGUUCUCUGUCCUAUCUGCUAAAGCUACAAUCCAUGUGAGCAAGCCUACCGCGGGAAAAGGCGUCUCUUGGUAGGCGUGGUACCUAGCGAGCGAACCCUUACGAUGGAAGAGAAGGAUGUUCUGUGCCUUCUCCUGCUGACAUUUUACAUCGUCCCGGUCAUCAACUGGAGACCCACAAAGUGCAGCUAUGGAAGCCCUGUUGCCGACAUCGUCUUCAUUGUCGACGGUGCAGGAGAAGAGGAUUUAAUGAGAAGCAUCGUGAAUGACCUCGUAAUAAACACCAAGAAAAAGGAACUGAACCAAAGCAAAAUGCGGUUCUCUGGCCUAUGUUACUGCAGGAGGCCUCUCGUUUGCUUUGACUGGGACAGCUUCCAGUCACGAGAUGUAGAAGGGAUAAAAAAAGAAACAGCCACCUGCUGUCCCUCAUGUAGGAGCGAAAUGCCAGGUCCCACCACCGACGUACACCUGGCGGCAGCCCUGAAUAUGACAAGGACCCAGCUCUUUGCGAACCACAGACCCGGGGCAUCAAAAGUCAUUGUCCUGUUUACGCACACAAACUUUCCCUUUUCUUUGACCAUCACCCAGACCAGACUUCUCAAGUCACAAGGUGUCCGGUUCAUAGCGGUCGGCAUAGGCCAGGAGACCGAUGAUGCCAUACUGCAGGACUUUACUGACGAUUCCUAUUACAUUGUCCGGUCGAAUGAGACCAACCUGUUGGCUAGUCUGUGGACAAAACUUCACCGUCUUUUAUGCAGAGGUAUCACUAGCAGAGUGAAGAGAGGCAUCACCUGCCCAAGCGACCUGUACUUGACGGCACCACCAAAAGCACUGUGUGCCGUGGCCACGUGGUCGACUCCUGGGGGAAGCACAGGCGGUCCUUAUGGCGGAAAUAGCGGCGAGUGCUUUCCGGAAGGAAGCAGGACUAUUAGCUACGAGACUUAUGAAAAGAGCGGCUGGUGGGUCUUCAGCUCAACCGACCGCUACACCUGUUCUUUCACAAUACACGUACAAGUUCACCGCUGUCCACAACUGAAUAGUUUUUCUGACGGGACAAGGGACUGUGAUGGCGCAGAACCGAACGUCGAUGGGUCGGUUUGUUUCCAUACCUGUAACGAGGGCUACGAGAUUCGCGGAAGUCCCAUCAUACAGUGUUCAGGCACCUCUUGGAACUCGUCUUUUCCCAGUUGUCAGAGGAUCUGCUCUUGGCCCAGUGACCACUGCUGGCCUGGAGAUUGUAACCCGGGAAACCUGGCGGCCAGCUGUACCUGCCGGCCUGGCUUUAGCAGGGUUAACAUCAGCAACGGGGUGCAGUGCCAGUUGGUCACCCCACCAGACCUACUAUUGUGUAAAAUGGGGAUAGUGGACAAGCAGGGUGUGACCGUCAACUCUACUUACACCAGCAACAUCACGACGUGCGACAACCAGAGGGAUGAGUGGAUAAACUCACAGCCUGAUAAACUUUACUUUGCCAUAACUGCCAUGCUCAAUGUCAACCUCAGUCACCCGUGGCCACAUUAUGUGACAGAAUUCCAAGUAGGGGUUGUCGGUGCCAGAGUCAGAAUGAUAAAAUCAUUCCUCAACGGAUCGGAAACAACAUUGAACACCACCAUUCUCGACACGACCCCCUACUGCCGUGCCAACGUCAGCACGUGGAAACCUGUGGUAGGUGGCGCUCUGUUGGACUGUGAAGCUACAGUUACCAUUCCUGUUGUUGACUUGCUGGAUGGAGAAAGAUUCUGUGUUGAAGUGGAGGCAUUAUCCGGUGGCUAUUACACAGUGGCAGACGACAAUAGAGUAAGACAGAACCAGGUAACCUAUCAGCAACAAUCAAAGAGGAAGAAAGUCUGCUUCUUGUACGAUGAGACCAGACCGGUGCACUGCUCUGACAUACCCGGAAGUUGCGACAGCAAGCCACUUAACCUCUCCUCACGCCUGACCCGCACUCCUAGUAUCCGGGUGUCUGUAAACGGGUGGCUGGAUCCCGCCCCUCAAGGUCAAGCUGACGGGUCUGCCAAGCUGCCUGCUACCCACAUCGACCAUUACCGGUUAGAGGUUCACGCUGUCAACGUAAACCUCACGACUCUAACUGUACAGGAGGAAGCUGCGCCUAACUUGACCAAGGAGUGGGAGGCUGACUUGGUGUCGGCAGGGGGCCCCUAUGAGGUAGAGCUGUCCCUUCCAGGAGACAGGCCCCAGCUGUACGCCAUCAUCCUGGAGGUCCACGAUCUCGCCGGGAACGUCGCCUACGCGCGCCGCCUGGUCAUGUUCGAUAACUCGUCUUCUGUGAUGCUUCUUGAUUCUGCAACCGUGCUAGUCGUGUCCGCUGACCCCAGGUCCCACUACAGAUGGCAAACAGACAUCUCAAGAAACGUGUGUCUGGAAUGGAAACACAGGUUCUAUAACUCUGCUCUAAGAAGCAACAACUGGCUACUUCCUGUACAACACGACACUGGCCGAAACAUCCGAGGCGUCUAUGACCAGAUUUCUGGAACCCUGCCUGUCAGCGGCACCGACAACAUCAAUGGGGUGGUUACAUUCGAGGUCAUGUGGAGUGUAGACGGAGAGUCAAGGUCAUCACCAAUCAAGGUGACUGACUUCCAUUCCGAAAGCAUCUGCCUGAGUCAGCCACUGUUGGACGGUCAGACGUACGUUAUCUGGAUCCGGGCUGUUGACAUCAUGAAUAAUUCUAAAGAAGACAGCGUGCAAGUCAGCAUCGACCACACAGGCCCUAUAGUCAGCCUGCUGGGACUUCAGGAUCAACUAGGCCAAGACGUGCUGUACGUGCACAACUCCACUGACCUCUCCACCAUGAGGCUCCGAGUGCAUGCGGCAGACACCCACAGUGGCCUGAACAGGGUGGAGUGGAGGCUGGGUACCAGUGACCUUGCUGAUGACCUGGGUACUGGAGCUAUAGGAGUUCAGAGACUGAGUAAUGAGAUGGACUGCACCACCACCAACGCCAGCUGCUACUGCCCAGUCGUCGGUGUGUGUGAGAUCGAUGACUAUGUCAUCACCUUCAACAGCCUGACGAAGAACCACACCCACGAAGGGCUCCAUCAUCGAGAAUAUUUCAUCACGGUCAAGGCCACUAACAACGCAGGUCUUCACGCCCUAAAAAAGAUUGACAUUCUUGUUGAUGCUACUCCGCCCACAGUGGGAGUGGUAUGGGAGGGGCUUAGUGAGAACGAGAAGGGGGACGUGGACUUUACCAGCAGCCGCACCCUGCACGUGCGUUGGCAUGGUUUCCAAGACCCCGAGAGCGGCGUUGUCCUGUACCUUGUGACUUUGUCUCGGCAAUGUUUCCCGCAGGAAGACAAAGAGAUGGCCCACAAUGCCACGUACAUUCGAAAGGGUGACAUGGCCACCUUGACGUUUCCCCACGAAGGUCAUUAUUACGUCAGUGUGGUGGCUUACAAUGGCGCCAUGUCCCCGUCAUCAGUGGGGUGUUCAGAUGGAAUCACCUUUGACACAACGCCCCCACACUUACACAACGUCACAGUUGCUGGCGCUCGUGUCAGGCGGGUGAUCACGUGCACACAGUCCGGACAACCCUGGCUCAUCAACUCUAACCUCACUUGCGUCAGAUUGUCUCCGACUGCAGCGUGUACCCGGGUGUGCAAUCGUCUUCUGUACAGAUCCUCAUCUUCCGGUGACCUUCCGGAAAUGACCCAAGAUGAAUACGUGAUGCUGCCUUCCGACAACUUGCGGGUGCAGUGGUCUGGGGAAGACAAGGAGAGUGAGAUGGAGGAGUACUGGGUUGGUCUAGGUCGAGACAGGUCCACAGCCUCAGCACCAGACCUGCAGCCCCUGACACCAACACACGGAAGGCAGGUCUUCCAUGUGACCCACACUGGUCUGGGUCACGGCGAUAUCUUCUACCUCUUCCUGCGCGCACUCAGCAAAGCCGGUCUUGAAAGGCAGGCUGACCAUUGGACCACUCAUCAUUGA
Pomacea canaliculata is the source of this 4073-nucleotide messenger RNA. RefSeq lists its product as uncharacterized. The transcript is spliced from 21 exons. Bases 228 to 4073 code for a protein of 1281 amino acids. NCBI's taxonomy places the organism in Eukaryota, Metazoa, Mollusca, Gastropoda, Architaenioglossa, Ampullariidae. The record is from RefSeq and is a predicted model, not a curated record.